Messenger RNA from Aspergillus aculeatinus CBS 121060, 879 nucleotides. RefSeq lists its product as uncharacterized. The coding region runs from base 1 to 879 and encodes 292 amino acids. The transcript has 3 exons. Lineage: Eukaryota; Fungi; Ascomycota; Eurotiomycetes; Eurotiales; Aspergillaceae. The record is from RefSeq and is a predicted model, not a curated record.
AUGGCAGAGAGAAACACACACAUCGUCGACCCGGAAGGAGACGUGAUACUCUUCCAUAUAAUGGAGGGAGAAGAGCAUCGUAUCCGAAUAUCGACCAAGCACCUGAUUCGAGCAUCGCCUUUCUUUGCAAAACUCUGCACCGGAAGAGAACAAGACAGCACCGAACCUUCGUGCAGCAGAGAGUUCUUGCCCGACUUCGAGGGGUUGAGGCUUGAGUCCAUCCUGAUAUUGAUGCGGAUCAUUCACGGCCAAGCGUCUGUGCUGCCUGAAGUAAUCGACCUCCCGACACUGGUCGACCUGGCACUGCUAGUGGACCGCUGCCAGUGUGCACCACUCGCCCGGUACUUCGCCCUGCAUCCCUCCGAGUACGGCAAGGAAGUGAUGGAGUGGAUAUAUGUGGCAUGGGUGUGGAAUCUGAACAAAGAGUUUGAGGCAAACACUCUUGUCGCUGUUGAGACAAGUUAUGAGGUGGUGCACUCUCACAAUCUGCCUUUGCCAGGGAGGAUUAUUGAGAGGAUCAAGAGGAACCGAGAGCAAGCCAUAGCGAAAGCCAUAAAAAAAUUGAAAAGAGCGGAAACAAAGUUUUUGAAGGGUACUGGUGAAUGUUGUUCUCACUUCAGUUCCAUGAUGUUGGGGUACCUUCAGAGAAAUCUUUACGAUGCCAGCAUCAAAGACCCCAUGUGGCCGAAGGCUCCAUAUAUCGGCGAAUCGUAUCAGAGGCUGGUUGAAGAAGUCGAGUCCUUCGUGAACCCUGAGUAUGAGGACGGAGAGUGUGGCAAGAACAAGUAUGAUUUGCAGAGAUUCCUCAAUAUCCGCAAUCUCGCGGUGGGUGUGAAACUGAAGGCCCUCACCCACAGAAGCUAUAUCAACUCCGAAUAA